CAGGAGAGGACGAAAGGCGAUCACCUCUGGCCGGUCUGAUCCAAUCGCCAAUACCGACAAGACGGAGGAACCUGGCUCUCUGUGCAUGAGGACGACCGUCGGCUUUAACCAGGGAAUAUUGGCUCAAGAAGCACGUUUGACUGAAGAGGCUCAAACAGCGAAAUUACACUGUUUGGCAGGCGGCUCUGAGUAAAUAAAAACACUAAUACAGGGGGCGGACAGGAGCUAUUUUGCAGUGUCUACAUAAACUCCUCGGAAUACAAAUCCAGGUGGUGGGUGGAGACAAAGCACAGCCCAGUGCUGGAUCCCAGAGGGACUGUUAGUGUGGUAAGGACCCUUGAGACGAAGGAGGGUGCAUGGAGGGCUCAAGGCCGGUAAAGCCAGGGUCAUCCGCCUACCUCUGGCUUGGGCUGGUCUCUGUGGCUGUAGCCUUCCUUUGUGCAGAGGCCCGGACAACUCCGAGCCCUUUGCUAACCCCCAACAAUGGGACUUGCGAAGGAAACACCAAGUGUGUGCCAGGGAUCAUCCUGCCCAUUUGGUAUCCCGAGGAUCCAUCCAUGGGCGACAAGAUUGCUCGGGUCAUUGUGUAUUUUGUGGCCCUGAUCUACAUGUUCCUUGGAGUGUCCAUCAUUGCCGACCGUUUCAUGGCGGCCAUCGAGGUCAUCACCUCCCAGGAGAAGGAGAUUGUCAUCAAAAGGCCCAAUGGGGAGACAACCACCACCACUAUCCGGGUGUGGAAUGAGACGGUCUCCAACCUCACCCUCAUGGCCUUGGGCUCAUCUGCCCCUGAGAUCCUGCUCUCUUUAAUCGAGGUUUGUGGACAUGAGUUCAAAGCCGGUGAGCUCGGGCCCUCCACAAUUGUUGGCAGCGCAGCCUUCAAUAUGUUUGUCAUCAUUGGCCUCUGUGUGUCUGUCAUCCCCCAAGGAGAGGUCCGCAAGGUCAAACACCUCAGAGUGUUCUUCAUCACGGCGGGCUGGAGCAUCUUCGCUUACAUCUGGCUCUACAUGAUCCUGGCUGUGUUUUCACCCAACGUGGUCCAGAUCUGGGAGGGUCUACUCACGUUGGCCUUCUUUCCCAUAUGUGUUAUCCUCGCCUGGGUGGCAGACCGCCGACUGCUCUUCUACAAGUUCAUGCACAAGAAGUAUCGCAGCGACAAACACAGGGGUGUCAUCAUCGAAACAGAAACUGACCGCUCCAAAGGAAUUGAGAUGGAUGGCAAAAUGGUCAACUCUCACUUUGUGGAUGGAGGCGCAGCAAGCAAUCUCAUUGGUUUGAUUGAGGGCAAAGAGGUCGAUGAGUCCCGGCGUGAUAUGAUCCGCAUCCUGAAAGACCUAAAGCAGAAGCACCCGGAGAAAGAGUUAGAUCAGCUGGUUGAGAUGGCCAACUACUACGCUCUCUCCCACCAGCAAAAGAGCCGUGCCUUCUACCGCAUCCAGGCCACACGCAUGAUGACGGGCGCAGGAAAUAUCCUGAAGAAACACGUCGCCGAGCAGGCCAAGAGGAGUGCCAGCGUCCAGGAGGUGCACGUGGAGGAGCCAGAGGAGUAUGUGUCUCGAAUUGCCUUUGAGCCCGCUGUCUAUCAGUGCCUCGAGAACUGUGGCGCCGCCCUUCUGACCAUCACAAGGAAGGGCGGUGACAUCAACAAGACUAUCUACGUGGAUUAUAAGACAGAGGACGGCUCAGCCAACGCUGGGGCCGACUACGAGUUCACAGAGGGAACGGUGGUGUUCAAACCCGGAGAGAUGAUCAAGGAAAUUAGCAUUGGCAUCAUAGACGAUGACAUUUUUGAGGAGGACGAGCACUUUUUUGUACGCCUCAGUAAUCUGCGUGUCCUAGAGACUGAGGACGAGGUGCUGUCCCCCAACAGUCUCCCAUACCCAAAGGCCAUGCUGGGCUUCCCCACCGUGGCCACUGUCACCAUUCUGGAUGACGACCAUUCGGGCAUCUUCACCUUCGAGAGCGACUCAGUUCAUGUUAGCGAGAGCAUAGGCAUUAUGGAAGUGAAAGUGCUGAGGACUUCUGGAGCAAGAGGGACGGUCAUCGUGCCCUAUCGCACCGUGGAGGGACUUGCCAAAGGAGGAGGGGAGGACUUUGAAGACACCUACGGAGAGCUUGAGUUCAAAAAUGAUGAAACCUGCAAAAUUGUUUCGGUGAAAAUUAUUGACGAUGAGGAGUAUGAGAAAAACAAGAACUUCUUCCUGGAGCUGGCUGAGCCUCGCAUGGUAGACAUGAGUCUGCAGAAAGCCCUGUUGUUAGCUGAAGAUGUGCCUGACAGGAAGCUGACAUCAGACGAGGAAGAAGCCAAACGGAUAGCGGAGAUGGGCAAACCGGUGCUGGGGGAGCACUCCAAGCUGGAAGUCAUUAUUGAGGAAUCGUACGAGUUCAAGAGCACAGUGGACAAGCUGAUCAAGAAGACAAACCUGGCAUUGGUGGUGGGCACAAACUCGUGGAGAGACCAGUUCAUGGAGGCCAUUACAGUCAGUGCAGGAGAUGAGGACGAAGAGGACACGGGGGAGGAACGGCUGCCGUCCUGCUUCGACUACGUCAUGCACUUCCUCACCGUCUUCUGGAAGGUUUUGUUCGCCUGCGUUCCCCCUACAGACUACCUGAACGGCUGGGCCUGCUUCAUCGUCUCCAUCAUCAUCAUCGGCCUGCUCACGGCUGUCAUCGGCGACCUGGCGUCCCACUUUGGCUGCACCAUCGGUCUUAAGGACUCGGUCACCGCUGUGGUUUUUGUGGCACUCGGCACAUCUGUCCCUGACACCUUUGCCAGUAAGGUAGCGGCGGUCCAGGACACCUACGCGGACGCCUCCAUCGGGAACGUGACCGGCAGCAAUGCGGUCAACGUCUUCCUGGGCAUCGGCGUGGCCUGGUCCGUGGCGGCCAUCUACUGGCACAUGAAGGGAAAGCCGUUCAUGGUGGAGGCCGGCUCGCUGGCCUUCUCCGUCACCCUCUUCACCAUCUUCGCCUUCCUGGCCAUCUCGGUGCUGCUUUACCGGCGCCGGGCCCACAUCGGAGGAGAACUGGGCGGGCCCCGGGGACACAGACUGGCCACGUCAGCCUUCUUUUUCAGCCUCUGGUUCCUUUACAUCCUGUUCUCCAGUCUGGAGGCCUACUGUCAUAUAGAGGGCUUCUAGACCCUCGCCGGGAGGAACGAACUUCAGCUCGAGAAAAAAAAAUCAAAAGAAUAAUACAGGGGUUCAAAGUACAACUUCAGAGGUCAAAGAGCGAAUUCUCACUGUGGAAUUUGGGUCGGUUUUGUACGGUAUGGAAAGACAGGAGAGGUAACCCUGGGGUUUUCCAAAUAGCCCCCGUCCUGCACCUCCCACCCUCUCUCUUUGUCUCUCUCUCUCUCUCUUUCUCUCUCUCUCUCUCUCUCUCUCUCUCAACCCCUUCUGUAAGGAUGCUUGGAGGUGUGUGUCCUGCCCCUGCUCCUGACAGGCCCGUACGCCCCGGCUAGGAGGGCCAUCCUGAGCCCGCGCUGAGUGUGCUUACAGUUGGGAUUGGGUUACCACCGAGCCAAGAGGGUCCCGAGGGUGGUCCUGCAUUCCACUGGAGGAGACUGCAGUCUUAUAUCCGGAGAGAGUUGAGUUAAUCAGAGGUCUAUAUUUUUCUCAACAUCUGAUGAGAACGACUUUUUUUAAAAACGAAGUAUUUUGGGGAUAAAAAUGCAAAAAAAACAAAACAAAACAAAAAAAAAAAAGUUAUAAAAAAGAGGAAUCAAAGAACUAUUUUCUGAUCUACGUUAAAGGAAUAACAAAACAGAUUAUAUCGUAAAGCGGAAAUUAUGUUGUCGAGUGACAGUGGGACGGACUCAUAGUAUUUAUUUUUAUUUGCAUAGUUUCCUAAGGAGCGCUGCAAGAGUUCUCAGAAAUCACACGAGCAAAAGAGGAAGAGCGACAGUGACAACUUAUGUACUGGCAGACAAAUCACCAAUCCAACAGGCGAGGGGGGAAGAGGUCGAGGACACAGUGAACAUGGUCAAACUGCCCUGAACAUUACUUCCGUACUAUAUACGUAUCUAUAUAUAAUAUAUUUCCAUAUUUUCUGUAUAUUUUGAAUAUUUGUUUAAAUGUGGUCACCUUCUGCUCUAACAACAGAGGAUCGCUGUGGCUAAAGGGGCGCGCAGGGAGGGCAGGGGCUCAUAUACCGGAACGAUGUCUUCACAUUUCUAAGAGUUAUGUAUCUUGCCUAGGUAAAAGUAUGACAUUGUAUUUUAUUUACUGAUAUUUGGUCUCACUCGAGUUUUCACCUUUUGAAUCAGAAAUCCAAAAAAAAAAAAAAAAAAAAAAAAAAAAAAUGUGUUGCUGCAGAGAUAAAUUCAGAGGUAUUUUUGUACUGUUCCUUCCAUGCACUUUGCUGUAUAGUUCUAUUUAUGGAGACUUCUACUUGUACAUGUGCAAAAGGCCAAUAUGAAAAGGUAUCACUAUGGACUGAACAGAGUGCCUGUAGAGAGGGAAGCGUCUGCUGCAGCUGCACACACUAACAAGCUCUCGGCUCCGUUCAGCAAAUUGGAUGCAGCAAGACUGAACAACUGAAGGGUUUCAUUCUAAAAUGGUACACAACCUUUGUAAGGGGAGGAAAAAGUUAAAAAAAAAAACAAAAAAAAAAACACGCACACACACACACAUCCACGCCUGAAUUUCAUUACAUGAUAUUUCAGAAAAUCAGGAUGACUCCGUCUUCAGAUAUGUUGGUAUUUUGUAGGCAGUGUUUUUUUUUUUUUUUAAUGACUCACGACUGACACGGUUUAACAUAACAACUCUUGCAUUCAUGCUGUCAGUCGUUAUGUAAGAGUAGCUGUCAGAAAUAGUUGUUAUCUCUCCUUCUCUUUUAUUUAUUUAUUUAUUUAUUAUUAUUAUUUUUUUUUUAGAAUGAAACUUUUCAGCUGGACGAGUGAGGACCCCGGCGUCAAAGCGUGGGUGUCAGUCAGAGCAGCAGGUAGCUCCAGUUUUGCAGUUGAACGUAGCGUGAUAUUUGAAUGCUGUCGAAAUACAUGACUGGUGCUUUGUUUUUAAACCGAGAGAAAAAAACAAACAAAAAAAACAACAAAACAACAACAGACAUUUGAAAUUCCCAAAAGCAGACAAAUAUGUUUAUUACUUCAUUUGCAUAAAACGUAUGUUACUAUAUUACCAGUUUAAAAAUUCUUGGCUAAUUUAAAAAUCACCCAAGAGAUUACCAAAGAGGUGGGAUGCAACAUCUUUCAGAAAAAAAAUCCAUUAAACAAAACAAAUAAUAAAAAAAAACAAUAAUAAAAAAAGGUGACCGAAAGUGGCAGUGACACUGUAUUUCCACAAGGGGGAUGUCAAUCUCCAGUCCCUGUGGUUGUCUGUUCUUCUUGCUCCUCUUCUUCUAUUUCUCUAUUUACCACUCCUCCUCAGAGAGAGUACUCUUCCUUUGCGGCGAGCAGUGUUGUAAAUAUGUCUCGUGGCUGAAAAUGGAUGGUAUCUUCCAGGCCCUGGACCACACCUGCUCUCCUCUUUCUCUCUCCCUCUCUCCUCCUCUCUCUCUCUCUCUUUCUCUUUCUCUCUCUUACAUACACACAUUCAGCGUAGAGCGAUGGGUCCAUUGCACAAGAGGGGAGGACAUUAUUAGGCUAACUGGCCCCGUUCAGAGGCAACACAAAACUCACAUGAUGUACAUAAUUUCAGUGUAUGUUUACAUAGACACAGUAUAGGUGUGCCGGGCAACAAGCAUGUCAACACAAGUCUCCCACAGCUCAUCUCGCAGGGUUUCUGCAGCCGCUUCAUCUGAGCCAGAGUCAGCGGAAGUUACAGUGAACAUUAUCAUGAUUUUCUUUUCACGUUUUUUCAUUUUCACUUUUUGUUCUCUUGGUCACUGAGGUCCACUUACCCAGCCCCCUCCUCCAAACCCGACAACAAGAAAUUAUUUGAGUGUUUUGGUGGGGAAAAAAAAAACAGAAUACAGAAUACAUCGAGACAGGGAAGUGCCGGUGUUUCUUGAUUUUCUCUUUUGCCGUUUGUGGCUCAUUGUAUUGUUUAUUUGGUUGUAUUUCAUGAAGUUGUUGAUUUGAGAUGAUCAUCGGCUGACGUGUUUCUGUGCUGUACAUGUCGGCCUCCAUGUGGGCAUGCCUCUGAGUUGGUUCUAUCAUUUGUCUUAAAUUUCAUGUCUUAAAAAGCUGUAAAAAAGAAAAAAAAAAAAUAUUUCAUACACAACACCUCAAGGCACCAGUUUUUUGUUUUUUCUAUUUCAGUGUGCAGGAUGGAUAUGAAAUGUGUACUGGCAAAAAUUCAAAUCACAGUAAUUGGGCUUGUGGUUGAUGUCGUUGUGAGACACUGAGGAAGGUUUCAUUGCUGAGAUGAAUGCUUUUCUUUUAACUUCUGUUGUAUAACAGGAAGGGGACACAUUUUAAUGGAUUGGGUACGUUUUCCUGACCCACAGUGAGAUGUCAAAAUAAAAAAGAGAAAAUUUCCAAA
Messenger RNA from Myripristis murdjan (pinecone soldierfish), 6440 nucleotides. RefSeq names its product solute carrier family 8 member 3 (gene slc8a3). Bases 357 to 3137 code for a protein of 926 amino acids. The record is from RefSeq and is a predicted model, not a curated record. The transcript is spliced from 8 exons. NCBI's taxonomy places the organism in Eukaryota, Metazoa, Chordata, Actinopteri, Holocentriformes, Holocentridae. Gene Ontology annotation, molecular function: calcium:sodium antiporter activity. Gene Ontology annotation, cellular component: axon; sarcolemma; postsynapse. Gene Ontology annotation, biological process: calcium ion import across plasma membrane; sodium ion transmembrane transport; cell communication.